UUCACGACAAAAAAUUCGCCUCAAAAGAGCUUUACCGGACUUCCUGUGUUUUGUUUUCUUUCUCCGCGGGCGUCCUGUGUCAACAAAAUGGCGGCCAAGAAGUAUAUGAACGAUCGAGAACAACAACUUACUUCAUCAAAUACCUUGUGAAAAACUGCUUUGGGUUCCAAAGACCUGGCUUGUCUUUUGUUUUUGAGCCGUGAAGCCGUGACUAAUUUGCCGCUUGAAGUUUCCGUUGAUCGAUUUUAGGAUUCGAACACAGGAUUAAAAACGCUCCACAAAGUUGUGGCAUUGCAACAAAAGAAAUAAARGGAUAUAAGCCAAACCUGUAAAGUAUAACGAGGAUAUAUUAUCGUGUAUUUAUUGGUGUUACGUGCAUCGACCUGAGGGUCUAUUUUGCUGGCGACUACCGGUUUACACGGUGACUAACCAUGGUACUUUAUAGWUAUUCAUAACACUGCAUGGUCGUUAUUCAUGACGUGAGUUCGUGGGUCAGCAACGAAAAAUGGCAGCCACCUUCAAACCGGUAACGCUUGGUAAUCUUAUAUCUAAAGAUCUGUCUCAGGCAUAUAUUCUACCUAUUUUCCCACUGCCCGCUGAUGGUCAAUAUGACAAAGAAUUGUUUAUCAACAAUGAACAGUACAAGGUAUAUGAUUAUCCGCCUCCAGAUCCGAUCUAUAACUCUUGUCAGUUCGCAUGGAAAGUUUCAUGUGCCGCAGGUCAUGAAUUUGUUGUUUUGGUUGACCAUCUUCCCUACCGUGAGCUCAAGGAACAUUGGAAGCAAUGGCUACCAGUUUUCCCGUCAGCUUCUUUCAAGAGUAUUUCCGAAGGACUAGCUGAUGACACACCAUUAGUUACCGUUGCCGCCCUAGAGUCUGUUCCAGCCAACAAGUACAGCGUACAUCCAGACAUUAUUUACGAGUUGAAUCGCAAGAGUACAAUCCUGAAGAUCGGGGUACCAUGUCCUAAACACAUGACUCCUGAAAACGUUUCAUUUCCAUGCGUUGUUAAAGUGGAUAUGGCCUGGGGUGGUCGUGGUAAUAUACUUGCUAGAAACCAAAGACAAUUCUCGAACGCUUUGGAUAUGGUGAGAAAGCAAGCAGGCUGGAAAGGUGAUCUCCUAAUUCAAGAAUACUUAGACAACAUUAUCAAGGUCCACGACUGUUAUUUUUAUUUAUUUAAGUCAGGAGAGGUUUUUUGGCUUGGUGUUUAUUUGGGCCAAUUUGAUUUUAGUGAUGGAAAGUUUGAGUGGCUUUGUGGCUUGAGUGAUUUUGAAGAGGAAUGUGAGCGAAAAAAUUAUGUGUACGAUAAAUUCAUUGUCCCAAUUGCGAAGUUUCUCCACGAGAAAGGUUAUUUUGGGGCUUUAAGCUGUGAGAUAGUGGAGAAUGAGAAAGGCAUGUUCCUUGUUGAUCUGAAUGUACGAAUUAGCGGAGGUACAAGUCAUUUCCUUGUCUUUCCUUACAUGGCACAUCUAGGGUUCACUAAGUCAAGCUACUUCGCUAACAAAAAAUUCCAAGGCAGUACUCCAGAAAUAAUUCAUAAGGCCAAUUUGAUUAACAAGUCGACAGAUAAAGGAAGAAUAGUAAUAUUCAUACUAAAUAAUUCUGUAAAUAAUAAUAAUUUACCAGAAUGUAAUGUUACUUUGGGAAUUUAUGGACGGUCGUUCGACGAUGUCAAUGAGUUGGCACUCAAACUUUCGUCAAGCUGAGAAAACAAACGGAGACGUUUCUGUAUGUUUUAAUAGUAAUGAUAUUUCCUAAAUGCUAAUGUAUUUAUAAUAUACAGCAAAACAUGCGAAAUAAAGAAUUUUACCACA
This is a messenger RNA of Exaiptasia diaphana, 1816 nucleotides long. RefSeq lists its product as uncharacterized. Bases 506 to 1708 code for a protein of 400 amino acids. Gene Ontology annotation, molecular function: ATP binding. The transcript is spliced from 2 exons. Lineage: Eukaryota; Metazoa; Cnidaria; Anthozoa; Actiniaria; Aiptasiidae. The record is from RefSeq and is a predicted model, not a curated record.